GCAAUGCACUGUUUCUCCGGGCUGGCCACCUCCAGCAGGGCCUGCUUCUCUGGAGCAGCUCCUGCCUCCAGCAGCGCCCCGUGGACCUCAGAGUCACUGAGGGCAGCCCUCCCGGGGGCCCUGCCAAGCAUCAUGCUGGGGAAGCUGCCCCUGGGGGUCGUCUCCCCUUACGUGAAGAUGAGUUCAGGGGGCAGCAUGGACCCCCUGCAAUUCUAUGCCACCAGCUACUGCACUUCCUACGGUCGUGAGGAGUUCAAGCCCCGUGUAGGCACUCACAUGGGGACAGGCUACAAGUCGAAUUACCGGCCUAUAGUCUCACACCAAGCCAACCUGGACGCCCCGGAAAACCCAGCCAUGGAGGAACAAAUCCGGGACAAUCUCCAGACAGCAACCAGUCCGAGUUACCGCCCCCUGGAGGUGCCUGAUGGCAAGUUCCCAGUGUCCUGGAACCCAUACCAGGCCAGCUCUGGCUAUGGGCGGGAGAAGCCCAACACGGGUCCCACCACUAAGGAGGUCAGAAAGGUCCAUUUUGACACCCAGGAGCACGGGCCCCAGGCCAUCGCUGGGUUGGAGCCCAAGGCCAUGCCCCUGCUCCACCAGCCGCAGAGCAAGGGCUCUCUGGAGUGGGAGAACUGGCGACAUGGCCCGCGCUUCAUGACUUCUGAGUACAAUUCCAAGUAUCUCAAGGAGCCUUCGAAUCAGCCAGAUCUCUUGCAGAAGAAGUCGAUCGGAGCCAAGGAGGACACGGGCUACACUGAACAGUCCACCAAGAACCCCAUUGUCUUUCAGCCGCCCUCCCAGGCCACCCCUGGAGACCCCGUCCUCCUCCCGGGCCGGAGUGUCACCAAAUCGGAUUAUCUCCCCAUGACUCACCCUCACGGAGAUGAGUUCCUGCCGGUGUUGUCCAGAGGCUCGGAGCGGGAGACCAGCUUCAGCCGAGUGAAUGAAAGGACUCUGAACCCCAGAGUGCCCCCUUCCGGUGUAGAACCCAGCAGCAUGAACCACUGGCAGUUCCAGAACCCCCAGAGGAUGCAACAGACGAAUGUUGCCAUGCUUGGCCGGGAGACCGUGGGGAAAAAGGAGCCCACAGGGUUCAGCCUGAACAACCCCAGCUACGUCCGGAGCCCCUACGACUCUGACAGGGAUAAUCGGUACCUGACCACCUACAACCAAGGAUACUUUGAGAAUAUCCCCAAGGGGCUAGACCGGGAAGGCUGGACUCGAGGGGGCAUCCAGCCCCAAAUGUCAAGCGGCUAUGUUCUCAACCAACCUGUCACCCGCAUGGAGGCCACCCCCAACCCCACGGAGAGCCUGCGGCGCCUGCACCCUCAUGUGGGAAGAACUCUGACCUCAGUAGACCCCUUCUACCGGGACACGCCUCAUAGCAGCCGCUUCAUGGCACCCAGCUGAGCCUGCAGCCUGGGUCUGCCAACCUAGCGGACAGGAGCCAGACUCUGUCCGCACACGCCUCCCCCCGCCCCCCCCCCACCGCGACUCCCCAGCUACUUCCCUAAGAGAUAAAGAGCACCAAA
Tupaia belangeri chinensis (Chinese tree shrew) is the source of this 1532-nucleotide messenger RNA. It is a transcript of the gene SAXO4, whose product is annotated as stabilizer of axonemal microtubules 4. Gene Ontology annotation, molecular function: phosphatase binding. The coding region runs from base 4 to 1410 and encodes 468 amino acids. NCBI's taxonomy places the organism in Eukaryota, Metazoa, Chordata, Mammalia, Scandentia, Tupaiidae. The record is from RefSeq and is a predicted model, not a curated record. The transcript is spliced from 14 exons.